Messenger RNA from Pogoniulus pusillus (Red-fronted tinkerbird), 990 nucleotides. It is a transcript of the gene ANKRD1, whose product is annotated as ankyrin repeat domain 1. The transcript is spliced from 9 exons. Gene Ontology annotation, molecular function: protein binding. NCBI's taxonomy places the organism in Eukaryota, Metazoa, Chordata, Aves, Piciformes, Lybiidae. Bases 1 to 960 code for a protein of 319 amino acids. The record is from RefSeq and is a predicted model, not a curated record.
AUGAUGACGAUGAAAGUAGAAGAGCUGGUGACUGGGAAGAAAGCAGAUGAUAAAGAGACUGGCAGCUUCCUCCCCGAGGACUUCAAAAAUGGAGAGUACGAAGCUGCCGUAAGAUUAGAGAAGCAGGAGGACCUAAAGACCGUCCCUGAACACUCACUGACCCGAGGUGAUUUGAGUUAUGAGAAAGAGAAAAAACGAGAAUCUGAGCUGAAGAAGAAGAAAUUAGAGGAGAGAUCAAAACUUGAAAACUUGGAGGAUCUUCAAAAAAUUAUUCAGCUGAAGAAGAAGAAAAAAUGCAGGAAAGUGAAAGUGCCUAUUUUAAGGGAACCUGAACCAGAAGUUGUUACAGGACCAGUGGAUAUAGCCACAUUCUUUAAAGCUGCGCUGGAGAAUAAGUUACCAGUAAUCGAAAAAUACCUGUCAGACAAAGGAGAUCCAAAUGUCUGUGAUGAGUACAAACGCACUGCAUUGCACAGGGCAUGCUCUGAAGGACACCUAGAGGUAGUGAAGAAGUUGGUGGAAGCUGGAGCCAAGCUUGAACAGAAAGACAUGCUUCAAUCUACAGCCCUACACUGGGCUUGCCGGGGUGGGAACCUGGAUAUUGUGAAAUUCUUAUUGGACAAAGGGAUAAACAGAAAUGCAAGAGACAAGCUGCUUAGCACCCCUUUGCACGUGGCUGUAAGAACAGGUCGGUACGACUGCGGGGAGCACCUCAUUGCCUGUGAAGCAGAUCUCAAUGCCAGAGACAGAGAAGGAGACACACCGAUGCAUGAUGCUGUGAGGCUGAACCGCUACAAAAUGAUCAGGCUUCUGAUUCUGCAUGGAGCAGAUCUAACUAUAAAGAACUGUCAAGGGAAAACUCCCAUGGAUCUUGUUCUUCAGUGGCAGAAUGGCACCAAAGAGAUAUUCAACAACCUGAAAGUUAAUUCCUGUAAGAACAUCCAACUAGGCAAGCUCUGAAGAGAGAAAUCUUUUCACUGCUUUUAAAUG